AUGGCGGCUGACGGACUCGCUGUCGAGAAUUUGGACAUCAAAUUGACAUCAAUGAAUCAAAACGCCGCUGAUGACGAAGAAGCGCAUGAGCAACUUCAGCUCAAGGUUUACAAACGCCGAUGGAUUGUGCUUAUUGCAAUUGCUCUUCUAAACAACACUAAUACGAUGUCUUGGAUUUCAUAUGCUCCGUCAGGAAACUACGUCAACACAUUUUACGGCGAAGGAAGUGCAAGCUGGCUCUCCAUGAUAUUUAUGAUUUGCACUAUUCCCGUGGGGAUCUUCGCCAUGUGGGCUGGUCGUGAAUGGGGAAUGCGCACUGCUAUCCUGAUUGCUGGAUGGACAAACGGAAUUGGAUCCAUUAUUCGUGUGAUUUCUUCACUUGGUUUCGUUCCGCAAGAAUGGCGUUUCCCGAUUGUUCUCACCGGUCAAGGAAUUGCUGCAAUUGCCUAUCCAUUCAUCAUGUUCCUUCCGACAAAGGUUGCUGGAUCCUGGUUCCCCGAGAACCAGCGAGCAAUUGCCACCACUAUCGGUGUGAUGUCUAACCCACUUGGAGUCCUUAUGGCCAACCUUAUCAGCCCUCGAAUUGUACAGUCAACGGAGCAUAUAAUUUGGUUGAACAUAUUCACUAUGGUUCCGUCGGUUGCUGCAAUGCUAAUCGCUACGAUUGGUGUUAACCGAAGCGAGCCCAAGAUUCCACCAACCUACAGUGCAAGCAAACCUCAAAUGGAUUUCCUUCCAGGAAUGAAAGCGUGCUUUUCCUCAAAGAACUAUUUGAUUCUUCUUCUCGUCAUGGGAGGUGGAAUUGGAAUGUUCAAUUGCCUUUACACUGUUAUGCUUGAACUUCUUUGUCCAUCUGGAUAUUCGAACACAUUCUCGGGAUUCUGCGCUGCACUGAUGAUUAUUGGAGGUGUAUUCGGAGCUGCUGCAAGUGGAAUCUUUGUCGAUAAAACGAAACUUUAUGAGGAGACGUUGAAAAUUGGAUUAGGAGUGGCUGUGAUAUUUGGGCUCAUCUUCCUGCAGCUCACUCUUCAUACAGGGCUCUCCAUUCCUCUGGCUCUCACGUGCUUGCUUUUUGGUGUUCUUGGGCUUGCCACAUAUCCAAUCGGUCUCGAACUUGCCUCAGAAUGCACGUAUCCAGUAUCUGAAGCGACAUCAACGGGUCUAAUCGUCCUUUCCGGUCAAGUGCAAAGCGUUAUCUACGUUUUUGUCAUGAAAUACUUUGCGCGACCACUUCAACCAGAAAAAAUGAGUAUCCAGGUUUGUCAAGUCGAUUCUAACGACACCGCCAACAUUCCGAAAGAUAACACGAUGUCAAUCAUGAUCUUUUCUCUUCUCGCCGCAUUAUUGGUUCUCGUUCUUGUUUUACUCUUCAAGCCAGUGUACAAGAGAUUGGAAGCGGAACGCGGAAAUCGAGCGGCUGCGGACAAAGCCAAAGAAAUGAUUAAUCAGGAUUCGAAGGUGUCAUUAAAAGCUGACAGCUCGAUUCAGCCACUUCAAUCAUAA
This is a messenger RNA of Caenorhabditis bovis, 1503 nucleotides long. NCBI's taxonomy places the organism in Eukaryota, Metazoa, Nematoda, Chromadorea, Rhabditida, Rhabditidae. The record is from the annotation of a GenBank genome assembly.